Molecule: messenger RNA, 738 nt
Organism: Alternaria ventricosa
Lineage: Eukaryota; Fungi; Ascomycota; Dothideomycetes; Pleosporales; Pleosporaceae
Exons: 2
Coding region: 1-738 (245 amino acids)
Source: RefSeq, a predicted model, not a curated record
AUGGAGCGCGAGUACGAAUUCUUUGUCACGACGAAUAAGCCAUAUAACCCAGCUGGUGCGGAACGAUGCAUGAUCCGGCGGCUGGUGAUGCGCAAUCACUUCGAUAUGAAGAUUGCUGGACCGCAGAUUAACCCGUCUCAACACUCUUCGAUCAGCACAGCCAUGGCGAAGAAGAAGCUUAAGAACCGGUUCCGGAUAUCCGAGCCUCGAAUCAAGAAAGAAAAGACCAAUAGCAGAGAGAGGGAGAAUGUACAGAGAUCAAAAGAGAAGGGUGCAGCAAGGCCGAAAGAUCUGCGAGGCAGGUCGGGACCAACGACAUCUUCGAAAGCUGGGGAAGAUGGCAAAGACAAGACAGAAAACACGGUUGAAACACUAGAAGCAAUGUCAGUGCUGGAGUGCGGCCUGGAUAAUGAUCGGAUAGAUCUUUUCAAAGCUUUACCCAUACCUGAAACUCCAGAGCUGGACAAAAGUGCACCCAAGAAUAAUGCAGUCGCCAUCGAUGCCCAGCACACGUGGCAGUCACUCAUCUCGAAUGAUGCUGGUUUGCUGCACGCGACUCUGGCAAGCUGGGCACUAUACGGCAUGCUGGCCAAUGAACUCACUAGCUUGAGAGUUUGCAAACUCAAGCACAAAAAUGAAGCGAUCAAGGCCGUCAACUGCAAGCUUGCGACAUCAGGGGGAUAUAUAUCUGAUGAGGUGGUCGGCACUGUGUUGACUUUGGCAAAUCUGGAGGUAUGA